AUGUUGAUGCACCGUAGCAUAGUUAGGGUCAGUGGUUGUACCUCGGUUCGGUGGCGAAGUGUUCACACUCAUCCGCAACCGAACAGUGCAGAGAAUGUGAUCGAUCCGGAAUGGGCCAAUGCAAAACCGUACAAAUGCAUUCCGGGGCCUAGUAUGUGGCAGCUGUUUACCGGUUUUUCAAAGGGUGGACGCUACGCUGAACUAGACUUGAUCGAGCUGCAUUAUCGUUUGCGUGAAGAAUUUGGCGAUCUCUACCGUAUACCCGGAAUGAUGGGUCGACCCGAUGUCAUUAUGAGCUUCUCGCCGGAAGACUUUGAGAAGAUUUUUCGAACGGAAGGACACUGGCCGGUACGGCGCAGCUUCGACACGAUGACGUACUAUCGGCAGAAGAUACGCCCGGAAGUAUUUGGCGAGAUGGGUGGACUAGUGACUUCCCAGGGUGAACUGUGGCAAAAGAUGCGCAGCAUCUCAAACCCCGUACUGAUGCAACCAAAGAUGGUGAAGGUGUAUCUGGCGCAGGUGGAUGAGGUGUCGCGUGAAUUUAUGACGAUCAUGGCUAAUCUGCGUGAUGAUAAGCAGGAGCUACCUGUAGACUUUAACGAAUGGAUUAGCCGAUGGGCACUGGAAACGACCGGUGUGCUGGCGCUAGACUCGAGGCUAGGUGUGAUGCAUACAAAGGAUUCCGUAGAAGGGCAAAGACUGAUGGAUGUUGUGGAUGAAAUCUUUCAACUAACCUACCAACUGGAUGUGUUACCUUCCGUGUGGAGAUACUACAAAACUCCCAGCUUUAAAAGACUAAUGAUAUUGUUUGAUGAGCUGACUGAUAUAAUAAUGCAAAAAAUUGAUGAAGCAAUGGAACGUUUCGAGAAAAAUCCAACAUCUGAGGAUAACCAGAGUGUCCUCAAGAAACUGUUGAUGAUAAACAAACACGUCGCGGUGAUCAUGGCACUAGACAUGAUAUUUGCUGGAAUUGACACGACUUCUUCAGGUUCCGUUGGUAUAUUGUACUGUCUGGCCAAACAUCCCGACAAGCAGGCAAGACUACGCGCAGAGCUUCGGACGAUAAUGCCGUCCAGAGAUACCCCACUGACGGCAAGCAUGAUGAGCAAUUUGCCAUAUCUGCGGGCUUGCAUCAAGGAGGGAAUACGAUUGUUUCCCCCCACGGCGGGUAACUUCCGAGCGACGGGACGCGACAUGGUGCUGCAGGGUUACCGUAUUCCAAAAGAUACGGACAUUGCAAUGGGUACGCUAGUGCUGAUGCGAGAUGAGAAUUACUUUGUGCGCUCGAAGGACUUUCUUCCGGAGCGGUGGCUUACCGAUCGCGAUACCGACAUACCGAGCGCCAAGGAGGUGAAUCCGUUCAUUUUUCUACCAUUUGGGUUUGGUUCGCGCAGCUGCAUAGGGAAGAGGCUGGCCAUGAUGGAGAUGGAGGUAGUGCUGGCACGAUUGGUAAGACAGUUUGAUUUUCGAUGGAAUUACGAAGAUUACAAGGUUCGUACCACGGUCAUAAACUUGCCGGGAAGUCCGCUACGGUUCGAGGUGAGAGAUGUAGAUGCCCAGGCAGCUGUCGACCACGUUGAUCCGGAAUGGGCCACAGCAAAACCGUACAAAGAUAUCCCCUCACCGUCCCUUAUUGAGUUCGUACGAGGAUUCCAAAAAAAUGGGCGUUACGCAAAUCUCGACCUGGUGGAGCUGCAUUCACGCUUGUGGGAAGAUUUUGGUGAUAUUGUUCGGUUCCGGGGAAUGUUUGGCCGGAACGAUGUAAUUAUGACGUACAGCCCUGCCGACAUUGAGAAAGUGUUCCGUACCGAAGGGCAAUGGCCGGUACGCCGUGGGUUCGAUAGCUUCACGUACUAUCGGCAGAAGGUUCGCCCUGAUAUCUUCGGUGAGACCGGAGGUCUAGUCACGGAACACGGUGAAAAAUGGCAAAAUGUGCGCACCAUCGUCAACCCGGUAAUGAUGCAACCGAAAACAAUUAAACUGUACAUCGAUCAGGUGGAUGGCAUUGCACGAGACGUUGCUGAGAUGAGAGAUUCGAAGAAUGAACUUCCGAAAAAUUUCGACCAAUGGCUCAAUCGAUGGGCGCUUGAAACGAUGGGUGUGCUUGCAUUAGACACGAGGCUUGGCGUGCUGGAGUCGGAUCAAUCGCAGGAAGCCAAGAAGAUCAUUGGACUUGUGCGAGAUCUUUUCGAGCUAACUUACGUUUUGGACGUGGAAAUGUCGCUCUGGAAGUACUUCAGUACGCCCUCUUACAGGAAACUGAUGCGAGUGUUUGACGAUCUAACUAAUUUGAUUAUGGCAAAAAUUGAUGAGGCAAAGGAGAGACUUGAAAAGCAGCCUUCAAACUCCGCCAAUCAAAGUGUGCUGGAGAAGCUGUUGAAGAUCAACAAGCACAUCGCUGUCAUCAUGUCGCUAGACAUGCUUAUUGCUGGGAUCGAUACGACAUCUUCCGGAUCGAUCGGUAUACUGUACUGCUUGGCGAAGCACCCGGAAAAGCAGGCAAAGCUGCGAGAAGAGCUCCGUACCAUUCUGCCCAAAAAGGACUCACCAUUGACCGCCGAAAACAUGCAUAAUCUACCGUACUUGAGGGCCUGCAUCAAGGAGGGUCUUCGACUGUAUCAACCGGUUGCAGGAAACAUGCGGGCUGCCGGUCGGGACAUCGUACUGCAGGGUUACCGCAUUCCGAAGGGAACGGAUAUUGCCAUGGGAACGGCAGUACUGCAGCGUAACGAUAAGUACUUCCGUCGAGCGGCCGAAUACCUUCCGGAACGUUGGCUCUCGGAUCGGCCGGGCGAUGUGCCAAGUGCAAAGGACGCGAGCCCGUUUAUCUUCCUUCCGUUUGGCUUUGGUGCGCGCAGCUGUAUUGGCAAACGGCUCGCCAUGAUGGAGAUGGAAAUUAUUACCGCUCGUCUGGUGCGCCAGUUUGAUAUACGCUGGAACUAUGAUAAACUUCGCUUUAAGACGGCCUUGAUCAACAUCCCCUCGAACCCGUUGCAUACGGUUACCACGGCAACGAAAGAUUUUAUCGACCCGGAAUGGGAAUCGGCAAAGCCGUACAAGAGCAUCCCUAGCCCUAAACUGAUGUCAUUUGCGAAAGAAUUUAAGGAGGGAGGUCGCUAUUAUGAUCUCACCGGUGCCGAUUUGUAUAGCCGCUGGCGUGAUGAUUAUGGGGAGUUGAUGCGUAUCAACGGCAUGUUCGGUAGGGCGGACAUAGUUCUGACCUUUCGGCCGGAAGACUUUGAGAAGGUGUUCCGCACCGAAGGUGUUUGGCCGAUACGGCGAAGCUCGGAAACACUUAGCUACUAUCGGAAGAAGGUGCGUCCAGAAGUGUUUGGCGAGCUGAGUGGCCUCAUUACAACGCAAGGCGAAGAGUGGCAAAAAGUGCGUACCAUGGUAAACCCGGUGAUGAUGCAACCCAAAAUCAUCCAGCUGUACGUGAGCCAAGUUGAUGCUAUUGCCAGAGAGUUUAUGAACAUAGUGGCUGCUUUACGGGAUGACAAAAAGGAGUUGCCAUCCGACUUCGAUCAGUGGUUGAAUCGCUGGGCUUUGGAGACAGUGGGAGUUCUUGCGCUGGAUACUAGGCUGGGUGUUCUUAAACCGGAACAUUCCACAGAGGCAAAGGCUAUCAUUACGCUUGUGCGGAAUGUUUUCGAUUUGAUGUACCGUUUGGAGAUGGAGCUUCCGCUUUGGAAGUACUUUAAAACGCCUACCUUUAAGCAGCUAAUGAAGGAGUUUGAUAAUCUAACAAACAUCAUAAUGGCGAAAAUUGAUGAAGCAGUUAAGAAGUUUGAGAACAAUCCCACGUUGGUGGGUAAUCAAAGUGUGUUGGAGAAACUUUUGAUGGUGAACAAACAGGUAGCCAAUGUGAUGGCGUUCGAUAUGCUGAUGGCUGGAAUUGAUACGACAUCCUCCAGCACGAUUGGGCUGCUUUAUUGUCUCGCUAAGAAUCCGGAGAAACAGACCCGCUUGCGCGAAGAGCUUAAGACAAUAUUACCACACAAGGAUUCGGCAGUGUCGCCAGAAAGUAUGCGCAAUCUGCCGUACCUAAGAGCGUGCAUUAAGGAAGGAUUACGACUGUAUCAACCAACGCCAGCGAACGUGCGGAAAGUUGGUCAGAAUAUCGUUCUGCAAGGAUACCGCAUACCGAAACAUACAGAAGUAGUGAUGGCUUCAUUAGUGCUGCAACGUGAUGCCGCACACUUUCCGCAACCGGAUGCAUUCCUACCGGAACGAUGGCUCCAGGACGGUACCGAAUCAGACGCACCGAAUGCUAAGGAUGCCCAUCCGUUCAUCUUUCUGCCGUUUGGUUUCGGUGCACGAAGCUGCAUCGGUAGACGGCUUGCCAUGAUGGAGAUGGAGAUCGUUACUGCUCGCUUUGUGCGAAGCUAUGAAAUUGGAUGGAACUAUGGCAAAUUGAAAAUGAAAAUGGGACUGAUCAACACACCGUCCGUUCCGCUUCACUUCGAGUUGAAGGAUGUGACUGAGUGA
Molecule: messenger RNA, 4488 nt
Organism: Anopheles marshallii
Lineage: Eukaryota; Metazoa; Arthropoda; Insecta; Diptera; Culicidae
Exons: 24
Coding region: 1-4488 (1495 amino acids)
Molecular function (GO): monooxygenase activity; heme binding; oxidoreductase activity, acting on paired donors, with incorporation or reduction of molecular oxygen
Source: RefSeq, a predicted model, not a curated record